This is a messenger RNA of Miscanthus lutarioriparius, 495 nucleotides long. Lineage: Eukaryota; Viridiplantae; Streptophyta; Magnoliopsida; Poales; Poaceae. The record is from the annotation of a GenBank genome assembly.
AUGGAAGCCGCUCCUGCGUCGGGCGUGGUGCCGGCGGUCGAGAUCGAGAAGUGCGUCGCCAACGCCGAGGACGUCGAGUCGGAGCCCGUAGCGGCGGCGGACCGGCGGGCGGAGGAGUCCGUGCCGCCGUGGCGGGAGCAGGUGACGGUGCGCGGCCUGGUGGCGGCGCUGCUGAUUGGGUUCGUCUACACUGUGAUCAUACUCAAGCUGGCGCUCACCACCGGCAUCAUCUCCACGCUCAACGUCUCCGCCGCCCUACUCGCCUUCCUCUCGCUCCGCGGCUGGACGCGCGCGCUGGGCCGCCUCCGCCUCGGCGCCGGCGGCGCGCCACGCCCCUUCACCCGCCAGGAGAACGCCGUCGUCCAGACCUGCGCCGUCGCUUGCUACACCAUGGGCUUCGGCGGUGGGUUUGGAUCGUCGCUGCUGGCGCUGGACAAGAAGACAUACGAGCUGGCCGGGGUGAACACGCCAGGAAACGCGCCGGGGAGCUACUAG